Messenger RNA from Linum tenue, 1522 nucleotides. Lineage: Eukaryota; Viridiplantae; Streptophyta; Magnoliopsida; Malpighiales; Linaceae. The record is from the annotation of a GenBank genome assembly.
CCACUUAACCCUUCUUCUCAAACUACAUCUCCCAUAUCAGUCAAACAAUACCCAUCUGAGCAAAAGAGGAAACAACAAUGAAGUCCUCCAAUCCCCUCUAUAUUCUCGGCUUUCUCACUGUUGCACUUGUGGCUAGUCAUGCUGCCUUGCCGCCUGAACUCUACUGGAAAUCUGUCCUGCCAAACACACCCAUGCCAAAAGCUGUUAGUGAUCUUCUGGAACCAGACUUCUUGGAAGACAAGAGCACUGCAGUAGACGUUGACACAGCCAAAGGGAAGCCGCCAGGUGGCACUACAGUAAACGUUGGAAAGGGCAGUGUCGUGAACGUGAACACCAGCAAGGGGAAACCCGGCAGUCGAACAAACGUCGGCGUCGGCAAAGGUGGAGUGGUCGUCAACGCCGGUAAACCUGGGGGCAGAACAAACGUCGGCGUAAGCAAAGGUGGUGUUGGCGUCAGCACCGCAAAGCCCGACGGUGGAACAAACGUUGGAGUAGGCAAAGGCGGAGUAUCAGUAAACACAGGAGGAAAAGGAAAGAGACCCGUUUACGUCGGAGUAAGCCCGACGUAUAACCCAUUCUUGUACAGUUACGCUGCCACCGAGGAUCAACUACACGACAACACCAACGCAGCAAUCUUCUUCCUGGAAAAAGACAUCCACGCUGGCAAAGUAAUGAACUUGGACUUCACCGAAAGCCACCAUGUGUCGAGCUUCUUACCUCGACAAGUGGCUGGUUCGAUACCCUUUUCAUCCGAGAAGCUGCCCGAGAUCCUGAACCAGUUCUCGGUUGAACCCGAGUCCCAAGAAGGCAAGACGAUGAAGAACACGGUAGAGGAAUGCGAGAGCCCCGCGAUCAAAGGAGAGGAGAAGUACUGUGCCACAUCGCUCGAGUCGAUGGUUGAUUUCAGCACCUCAAAGCUUGGGAGGAAUGUUGAGGCGAUCUCUACAGAAGUGAAGGGCAGAGAAGGUCAGAUGAAGCAGGAGUAUGAGAUCAAAGACGGAGUAAAGAAGUUGCCAGGUUAUAGGUCUGUGGUUUGCCACAACCAGAAGUAUGCUUACGCUGUGUUCUACUGCCAUACAACACAGACCUCAAGGGCGUACGUCGUUCCUAUGGAGGGUGCCGAUGGAAAGAAGGUGAAUGCAGUCGCCGUGUGUCAUACGGAUACUUCAGGGUGGAACCCCAAGCAUUUGGCUUUCCAGCUGCUGAAAGUUAAACCAGGGAGCGUUCCAGUCUGUCAUUUCCUUCCUCAGGAUCAUAUUGUCUGGGUUCCCAAGAAGUAGGUUUAUCCUGUAGGACAAAUUCCAAACAUGGCAGUUAAAUUAUAUCGGUCAGCUCAGGAUAGCUACACCCGGAAUGUUGUAAGGUUUGCUUAUUAAUAAUGUAUUCGUCAAAUUUACUGCAUUCACCUUAUGCACACUUAAAACUCUUUGCUUUUCCAGUGGACGAAUAUACAAUAGUCUAUAUGUUAAGUAAUAAAACCACCAGCCAUAUUUGCCAACUUGUCCGGGGAGUUUUAAUACAA